CUCUCGGGCGCCGGGACUCGCGUCCUCCGCCGCGACACCCGCUCUCCCGCCCUCCUGCGCUCCGCCGGGGAGGGGCCGCCCUUCCCGCGGGAGCCGGUGAUUGACAGCCCCGCUCCCCCUCCUCGGCUCGCCCGCGAACCGGGGCUGUGUGUUUUGGAAGCGAUGCUACGGGCCGCGAGCCGUGUGACGCCGCGAGCGGCCAGCGCCGCCCUUCCUUUCCCCCCGGGGCUCGGGCGGCAGCUAGGCGGCCCGGACGGCCAGGGCGGGGCGCGGGCUCUGGGAGCAGGGCGCGGGGCGGAGCGCUCGGCCGGGUGGAGGCCCAGGGUGGAGAGCCGGGCGGGGGCUGCUCACGCCCAGCCCCGAGGCCCCGCCGCGCCUCGCGGGACAGGUCGAGCCGGCGGGGCGGCGCCCGGCUCCGGGGAAUAAUGAGUGUCUGUCAAGCCGGCCCCGGGUGACUGGGCGGGGCGCGGGCGGGGGCGGCGCGGGAGGCGGGGGCGGGGAAGGGCAGGGCGGGGUGCGUGUUUGCCAGUGACUCGCCGACCCCUCCGGCGGCUGCCUCCACCCAAGUGGGUGGGGACCCCUCCCAGCCCGGGUGGCUGCGGCGGCUCCCGCUGCCCCUCCCUGACCCUCCCACCCCGGCUCCCAGCCUCUACUUACCCCGCCAGCCCCGGGGAGGCUCGCAGAGCGAGCGGCGCCGGCGUCAUGUGACUGCCCGGAGUUGGUGCCAAGGAGCCAGAGGGGAGCCGGGAGCCGAGCCGCGCGGAGCCGCGGCCCGAGCGCAGUGCGAGCGCCUGCUGAGCCCAGCGACCCCACCCGCGCGUCCGUGCGGUCGCCGUCCCUGUCCCCGACGCCGUUCGGCCCGGAACACUUGACCUGCCCGCCCGCGGGGUUCCGGGCGCCCGGAGGGAGCCGGGCCCGGGUUUCCCGGCCGCUGCGCUUGGCACCGCGCUGCUUGGCAGAGCCAAACAUCAGAACACCCUAGAAGGCUUAACUAAAAGAAUGCUCAUGUUUGACCCAGUCCCUGUCAAGCAGGAGGCCAUGGACCCUGUCUCUGUGUCCUACCCAGCGAAUUACAUAGAAUCGAUGAAGCCCAACAAAUAUGGGGUCAUUUACUCCACACCGUUACCGGACAAGUUCUUCCAGACCCCAGAAGGCCUUACUCACGGGAUACAGAUGGAGCCAGUGGACCUGACUGUGAACAAGCGGGGCUCACCGCCCUCCGCUGGCUCCUCUCCCUCCUCCCUCAAGUUCCCCUCCCACCGGAGAGCGUCACCUGUGCUGAGCAUGCCCCCCUCCAGCCCGCCCAUUAAGAAAUACUCGCCCCCUUCUCCUGGAGUGCAGCCCUUUGGCGUACCAUUGUCCAUGCCGCCAGUGAUGGCGGCCGCGCUGUCCAGACAUGGAAUCCGGAGCCCUGGCAUUCUCCCUGUCAUCCAGCCCGUUGUGGUCCAGCCGGUCCCAUUCAUGUACACCAGCCACCUCCAGCAGCCGCUCAUGGUCUCCCUGUCGGAAGAUAUGGACAGUUCAAACAGCAGCAUGCAAGUACCUGUAAUUGAAUCAUAUGAGAAGCCCAUAUUACAGAAGAAAAUUAAAAUAGAGCCUGGGAUUGAACCACAGAGGACAGACUAUUACCCUGAAGAAAUGUCACCCCCUUUAAUGAACUCAGUGUCCCCCCCGCAAGCAUUGUUGCAAGAGAACCAUCCGUCGGUGAUCGUGCAGCCUGGGAAGAGACCCCUACCUGUGGAAUCCCCGGAUACCCAGAGGAAGCGGAGGAUACACAGAUGUGACUACGAGGGAUGCAACAAAGUCUACACUAAGAGCUCGCACUUGAAAGCACACAGAAGGACGCACACAGGAGAAAAGCCCUACAAAUGCACCUGGGAAGGCUGCACAUGGAAAUUCGCUCGGUCUGAUGAACUCACAAGACAUUUCCGCAAACACACUGGAAUCAAACCUUUCCAGUGUCCAGACUGUGACCGAAGCUUCUCCCGCUCCGACCAUCUUGCCCUCCAUAGGAAACGCCACAUGCUGGUCUGAAAGCCUGCCCCACCUCGGUGUGACUCCCCCACUCUUCUGGCACUCUGUCUCUCUCACUGUCUCUGUGUGUGUCUCGCUCUCUGUUCCUCUCUUCCUGCCCAUUAUCUAACUCAUUUUUUAUAUGUACAUUUUAAUUUCGAUUCAGCUGGUCUGAAUCUCUGAAUUUCUAUCAUUCAAGACUUCCGUAUGGUCAGUAGCUGAUUCCCUAACCCUCCCUUUCCUUACCACGGGUCAGACCUAAAGAAUGUGAACAUUUUUUUUUUCCGGGGAUGCUAAGCAAACCCUCCUUACCGAUAGAUACGUUUAUGAGAACAAUGUAAACUAACGACCAACUUGUCAGUUUCUCCAUGUAUUCCUCAAAAGAAUGUCAAGGCAAAUGUAUCAGAAAUACAGUAUCCUUGCCAGAGACCUUCAUACCUCUGCCACAUUUUGUGUUUGUCAACCAAGAGGAUGCGGUUCCUUUCACCGGUUAGCGAGAUCCACAGAGAGGUGUAGCCGGUCCUGCCGCCUCUGCCGUGGCCCUUCCCACUUGCUUGUUGGCCUGGAUUUCCAACUCCGAUGCAUCAAGUCCUUUGUCCUCCGUGGUGCCUGAAGCUCAUGUGGAGGCCUUUGACACCCCAGGAGCUGAGCCCCAGUUCUGCCUGAGUGUGGAGAAGAAGCAGAAGCUACUAAGAGUGGAGGAGGAAGUCAGCAUUCCUGGAUAGGACUGUCUGGGUCAUUAACAUUAGCUGUGCGGUGCAUGUGUUGAAUAUCAGUGUCCAUCCCCAGGCGUCACUCACCUAAGCAGACCCUUGCUGCAAAGCUGGGUACCCGGAGGGUUAUUGGUGCCACCGCCUCCGUUCCUGCAGGGUCCUUCACUGUGGGUCACGAAGCAUUGAGAGUAAGGAAUCCAUAGAAAUAUUUGCCCGGUCGUGUACAAACAAACAAAACCUUUUGAGACAGAGUAUAAAAUGGUCUCUCCUACCCGCCCAACCUGCUAAGAGUGUUUUUGCAAACAGGAAAAAUGUUGAGUGGUACUUAUAUUCCCAUAUCCAAUUAGUCACAUAGCUUUCAUAUGGAGCUUUUUUUGUGUGAGCUGUAUGGUGUCAAACCAGCUGUCGUUUGUGUCCGUGACACAUAGCAUACAUGAGCAUCCACUAAGCUUGAGGGAAGUCAUUGAUUUAAGACCUGAGUGACAGACACUAUUUGUAAAUAUAACUAGUGUGAAGCACAUAGAUCUUUAUUUUGGUGACAGAUUUUUGAAAAAUAGAGAAAAACCACAAUUCAGGGAUUUAUAUAUGUAGCUUGAAGAUUCCUACAAGUUUCUGCCGGAGCUAGCAAUUUCCUGUCGCUACUAUGUAUCCUGUUAGGAAAAACUAAAAACAAUGGCCCGUGUUGAUGUUGAAGAUAAGUAGAUCAUUUGGGGUGGGGGGGGGGCGUUUUUUCAAAAGCAGGCUUUUGAACUACCGUAGUCCAAAUGCCAUUGGUUAUAAAUUUGAAAAAAAAUGGGCACAAUGGUCAGAUAUGGUUGCAUACGACCAACAGCCCCUCCAUCCCUGCAGAGGGUGGAGGAGAAGAGAGGAGAGAAUCCCACCAAUUCGUCCCAGCCACAGCUCAGGAGCCCACACGACUGGGAGGAACAAGCUACUUGAUUAUUCUUGCAGUGAUACUGGAGGCCUGCACAUGAGCAGGGAGCUCUCUCUGAUGGCACUGGGUUCAGAGCUGAACCCCACUGAGGGGCAAUGUAGGUGAAAGCUAAAGAAAUGUUAUCUUGGCACUUGGGUUCCUUUUCGUUCUUUUUUUUUUUUUUUUUUUGUUCAGGCUACUAAAGCAUGCUAAUUAGGCCCCCACUUGUCUCUUUUGUUUGCAACUACAGCAUGAAUUGGGGAGUGGAAAGUCUCUUGGAAAAGCAGGGUCUCCCCGUUGUCAGCACUGAGUCACGGUCAUGCCAACACCGUCAUGUCCUGAUGUGGUUCUCGUUUGUGUUCCAACCCCAGUGAGAAAGGACAGAAUUUGCGGCUUUGCGCCGAAGUACAGUUAAUGGCUUUGUGACGUGUUUAAAUUGUGUUCAAAAGUCUAUAUUACGUUACUCUUUAGCUUGCUUAGAUCAUGUCAACAGUUCAAUCAGAAAGAUCCAUUUUAACUCUGAAAGGAAAGUAACCCAGAGAAUCCGUUCUCUAUUCCCAUGCUGGUCUGAUAGACUCUUCAUUCAUUGGCCCUUACCAAAUUUUCUUAUAUGUGUAUGUAUUUGUAUUUUACUAUAAUAGUUGAGAAAUGUAGUCUCUUAGUUUUGGGGGUUGUUUUUUUUUUUGUUUGUUUUGUUGUUUUUUUUUGUUUGUUUUCUUAAAGCUGUUUUUGUGGAAGAUACAAGAUAAGAUACCCUGGGUUUUUGAUGACAUGCUAUGUUUCUGUCAGUGGUGGUUCCAUUGCAGUAUUUUAAAUUGAUGAGAACAGGCUGUAAACAUGAAGGCAGCACCAUGUAAAUUGUUAGAGUUCAUUCGAUUACUGCUCAAGAAGCAUCUUGGGGAAGUUAAAAUUAGAAAUGAGAAUCUUGUGUUUUCCAGUUUUCCAGUGGGAGUGUACAUCAUUAAAUGGGCAUUUAGCAAUCUAAAGUCACUUGGUUUGGAGACUGUGCGGCAUAGCUUUGUUUCACUAAGAAGAUGCUAAAUAUGCAGACGUUUUGAGAGCCUUGGAACAGAAUUACAGGUGAAUGACCUAUGUAUAUGUAUGUUGUAUUAGACACCCACCUGCACUAUCAGUAUUGCACUAAUGUGGAAUUUGAGAGACUUGCUGAUACUGUAACCUGCACACCCAUCCUGCAGAUUGUAAAGACAACCUCAGAGAGCAGAGGUUUGAAAGUAAUGUGGUUUGAAAAUAGAAUCGUCUUGAAGGAAUUGCUAACGUACAUGAAGUCACUUGAGUUUUCUUUAUUCUCUUCUUGGUCAAGGUUAACAGUUUCUAAAUGAUUGCAGAUUCACUUAAUACAUUUACAAAGCCAUUUUACGUGCAUUAAACGGGGGCUACAACGUGUUUUACAAAUACUAGCACUUUUUUUUCCUGUUAUGUACUUAGUGUUAGAGGGUCGGAAUAGUCUCUCUGCUUAGCAUCUCUUAAACCCUCCCUGCAAGCGUAGCAGGGUUACUGCAUUUACAGUACUUUAAUACUUGUAUAAACUAUGCAGAAAUUUUUAAUAAAGUGUAAUAUAUUUUAUAAGCUAAUAAGACUGAAUGGGUAAAGGUUUUUAGCAUGCAUUAGUAUACUUGCAAAUACUGAAACAUUUUGGUAAUCUUUCUUACUAAAGAUGUGAAUGUUUAAAUGUACCUUCUCUGUUUCUACCCUGUAGUCCAAUGGGAAUUCAGUAAUGACAUUUUGUCAUGUCAAACUGUGAACAUAAAUUUGUACUGUACAGUCCUCAUAUACUAUAUACAGUAUGCAAUAUAUGUAUUAUAUACUUGUUAAUAAAACCAUCCGAAUAUUA
This is a messenger RNA of Onychomys torridus (southern grasshopper mouse), 5491 nucleotides long. RefSeq names its product Kruppel like factor 3 (gene Klf3). Bases 1000 to 2034 code for a protein of 344 amino acids. Gene Ontology annotation, molecular function: RNA polymerase II cis-regulatory region sequence-specific DNA binding; DNA-binding transcription factor activity, RNA polymerase II-specific. The transcript is spliced from 6 exons. NCBI's taxonomy places the organism in Eukaryota, Metazoa, Chordata, Mammalia, Rodentia, Cricetidae. Gene Ontology annotation, biological process: regulation of transcription by RNA polymerase II. The record is from RefSeq and is a predicted model, not a curated record.